AUAUUGAUCCAGAAAUUCGAUGGUAUUACCUAAUCGAAUUAAGUUUCUAUUGGUCUCUGAUGGUCACGCAGUUUGUGGACACGGUUCGAAAGGAUUUUUGGGUGAACUUUGUCCACCACAUCACCACGGUGUUACUCUUGUCAUUUUCGUGGGCGAGCAACUUUGUUCGUGUCGGUACCCUCGUUUUAAUCGUACACGAUGCUGCAGAUUUUUGGUUAGAGGUAAAAAAAAUUAUUUUGCGUAAUUUGAUACUCUAUUCUACGACAAUCGAGGCACCAUUGAUAGUUCACUUUUUCCCAGUGUAUUACAUUUUCAACUCGCUCCUGCUCAUUCUGCUAGUGCUACAAAUCAUUUGGACGGUUUUAAUCGUGCGGGUUGCGAUGAAUGCACUUCGUAGCGGAGAGGUAAGGCGUUUUUUUGUUUAUCUAGUUGUUUUUUGGGGAGUAUAUAUACAUUCUUUUAACAAAUAUUUCAAGACAAAUAUUCUUCAGUCCAUUCGGCUCGAUGGUCAGCAAAACAAAUUCUGAUG
Messenger RNA from Soboliphyme baturini, 529 nucleotides. NCBI's taxonomy places the organism in Eukaryota, Metazoa, Nematoda, Enoplea, Dioctophymatida, Soboliphymatidae. The record is from the annotation of a GenBank genome assembly.